AAGACUGCCGUGGCGAAAUCCCUGAUCGAGAACAUGAGGCUCCUUCCCCUCUUCACAGCUGCGUCCUGCUUCACGCCCCCAGGUCCCUCUUUCUUUGUACUACAAGUGAUGAAGUUUUUUUUCCAGAUCACAUGAGCCAGGAUGAAGGGGGAAAAUCCUGCCAGGAGCAGAGAUGGGCUGCAACUUGAACCUGAUCAAGGGGAGAUACAGAGCGUACCCUGAGAGCUAUAUAAGAAUGUGCUCGGCACAAGAGCAAACACUUUUUCAGGCGAAGGACUCUCAUGAAUCAGCCAUGCAUAUGAGUGAAGACACCGUUUCAAGGAGGCUUGGAGCCACUAACAAAAAGUGUUUGUAUUUCAUCAUCGCUGCCCUUGUCACAUUACUCGUCUUUGCAAUAGCCACCAUCAUGGUCUUAGUUGUUCAGAGGACGGCAGCUGGUCCUGCCACAGAGAGCGUCGCAAAACCUAUCAUCAGGACAGGGAACACCUCCGAAGAUCAUUUAAGAAUCCUACAGAAUGUGCCGAUCAAGAGAGCCGCUGCGUACAUGAGAGUGUCCAAUCCAAGAGAAAGUUCAAAACUGACCUUGGUGGAGAAGGGUAUUUGUGAAGACAUCCAGUGCAAGAGUGAUGAGCUGGUGAUAAGGACACGAGGGCUCUACUUGAUCUAUUGCCACUUGAACUUCCAUUUUCCCAACUGUUCAAACAGCCCCACCGACCUCAGGAUAGAUUUCCUGGUGAACGACAAAGUCAAGAGGCAAACGUUAUCCACAUGGUGCGCGUCAGAAACGUGCCAAGAAAAGACGUUUAAGACCUUGUUCCAGCUCCAUUUGACACACCUGGACGUGGAGGACCGAGUAUCAGUAAUACUUAGCCAUCCUGAAUUCUUGAAUGAAAUUUCUCUUCCCAAUGAAAACAUCCUUGGGGUUUUGAGGUAUAGCGAUGAAAUGUGAGCAGCUCUCUGACCUCCUGCUGCUGCCCAGACUUAUCUUUCUCUGAACAAUAGUAGCCUGCUUUUACUAGGCCACACCUUGUUUAUAAAUUUCCUAUCUUACCUCACUGCUAGGGUAAACAAGGAACUUAGUGAGUGUCCCAGAACGAAACCUAAAACACUGCGAGACCCACACCUGAUAGAUUCCUCUGGUUUGGCUCAGGGUAGGACUGUUGUCGGACUAUCCAGCAUAUAACCCACAGAUCUGCCACGGGUUCCUCCAAACAACGCUGUAUAAACACAGCUUAAAAUGUAACCAGAUUAUGGGAAGAAUACGCAAUAUUGAGACUUUUUGGCUAAUGGACCACUGGCAAGGUGCCUGUCCUCAGGAGAUGGGGAAAUCUUUUAAACUGAAUUUUACGGAGUAGUAUUUUGACGUGGUCUUUCCAAAAAAAGUAUCAGUCAAAGCUUGCAAUCAAGGCUUUCUUUACGACUGUAGCAUGCAACCACUGUCCUGGAGUAGGUUUCUGGACAAAUUAUACGAAAGCAAAGAUGAUGAAAUUAUUAGCUCUCAGGCUGGUAGGUCAAACUCUGGAACAGGACGUAGGAGCUAUGGGACUUACAGGGUAUUUCUGUGCUGCAUUCUGCUGCGGAAUUUAUGCAAUCUACUUCCAAGCGUCUUCCUUUUCACUACUUAUCCAUCUUUUCUAUUUAAAUAUUAAGCUCUUUGGGGCAGAGGCUUUGUACAUGCACAGUGCUCAGCCUCUGUUCUCACUUGGGGUUUCCAGACCUUUUCAUAAGAAAUAUUAAAUAGUAAUCUAGUUGUGUCAUGUAACAAAGUUCCUUAUGAUGCAUUUUCCUCGAAUCCUGUCCUGCCUGUUUGACAGUGCCCUGUGUGACACCAGACCACACUGGUGUGUAAAUACACCUCUAGUGCCUACACUUUCUGAAAAUCCAGGAUUCACACGUGAGGUCCAGACUUUCCCAAAGACAAUUUCAGACCUGGUCCUCAGCUGAGAGCUGCGGUGUUUGGGCAGUCCAGAGGACAGGUGUGAUCUGGGCUUCUUUGGCCGGCUGGAAAGCUUAGAUAAUGAAGGAUGAAAGAGUAAUCUCAGGUGCUGUGAUUCUAUGAAUUACAGUAACACAGGCAUUUACUUGAAAUGUAAUUCUUACAGUGUGGGGUGGGAAGGGGCCAAAAAGUUACAAAAGCUGGUACCAGUUCACUCUUACCUCUUUUUCCUUCAUCCCCGAUAUCCUACUAAGGUCUAUUUUCAUUGGUAUCUGACUUUUUCCCCUGGCAUACCUGUACCUUCUUUCUUUUACAUGACUAGAGCUUGGUAAACUGUUCACAUCAAAACAUUUAGACUCAGAUUCAGUUUCUGGCUUCAGAAACUCAGUAAGUGUUUCAUUUUUCAAGCUCAGUUGUCAAGUUUCUGUGAGUACACUCAAAAUACCCCUAAUAAUAGUAAUUUGUUACUUGUGUUAUGUCACCAGAACCUCAUGGUACGUAUCGGUGAGGUUUUGUCCUAUUGACCUGGUGACUGCAAAAUACACAAGAAACUUUCAAAGACUCCUGAGCAAUUGCUGUGAUUCAUUGCUAAAGAUAUCUACUUUCUGCUUGAUGAAAACAAAAAAUCCUUUGUUUAAUUAACCAUUGAUACCUUUUGCUAUUAAUGGUUAGGGGAAACAAAAAAAGGAAAACUAAACCCAUGUUUUCUUUCUUUCUUUUUCCCUUAAAGAAAAGAAAUUUAUUUUUAAAAGAUUCAGUUUACCCUGCCUAUGACAUUGCCUCUACUGGCAUCUCCUCACCCCUCUGGGCACUCUAAAUCUCCCUCUAAAGAGGGUUUCUAACCGCUUUCUGCCUCCCUUCCAUACACACAACUAAUGCCUGAGAAGUUUAGCAAGCCUGGCAGUCAGGAAUCAUAGCUCCUGAAUAUAGAAAAGGCAGCUAAUGAAUGAAAAGACGCAUUUACUCACACAUACCACCCCCACCACCUUUUCCUGAAGGCUUUGAAUUGAAAGAGAAAGACCAUUCUUUUAAAAAAUAAAGCAGCUUUCUGCAUAGGAUCAUUUUAUUCUAUUAUUUUAGCAGAUGGAGAAAAUUCUGACAAAGCAGAGCUAAGCUUCUCAGCCCCAGGCUUUUUAAUACCGCAGAAUAAAGCAAUCUGGCCCCUACUCUGUUGCCUCUGAGAAAUAAGAAUAAAUUAUAGCCAUAAAGAGAGCCCAUUAAUAGUGUGCAAUUUUGCCAUCAGUUAUAAAAAUGUUAAAUAGCUUUCACUGAGACAAGGCCCUGGGCCAAGCAGCAGCCUCCCUUCUUUCUGGCAGACUCCAAGUCAAUUUGCUCUUUCAUUCUUUUUUCCUUCUUUUAUUUCCUAGUCUUUUUGAAGCAGGUCAUUUUUGACAACAAACCUGUACUGAAAAAAAAAGAAAAUAAGUCCAGGCUGAUCCUUCACACAAUGCUGUGUUUUUUCAGCAAUAUCAACAGCAAUGCACUUUCAGGAAAGACCUGUUCCCAUGGUCUCAGCUUCGUCACUGCUGGCAGCAGAUGAGUUUUUCUGGAGUAGGAUCCUCAGCUCUUCUGAGGAGCAUCUCAGACUAGGUCCCCACCAUGGGGAUCUGGCCACGAGAAAGGGGGAGCCACUGCUGAAAGCACUGAAAUCAUGGAGAAAUUGUGAAAAUUCCUCCCCUUGGCCUCAGAUGUGGCAAAUGUGUGGCUUUCUGUGCGUAUGCUCGAUUGCUAACUUGACCAGAAACAGGAAGCAUAGGCAAUCUCACAAGCAGGUCUGCUCUGUUGAGGUUUCAUGGCCCUUCUCAGACACUGAAAAAGUUGCACUUUUAAACCAUUUUCUGCUUGGCUAAAGAGCGUCAAUGGGAGUUAAUACAUGCCGUUACUCGUAAUUGUGUUUGACAGGAAAAAAUGCUUAUUAUUGGCUUAAUUCCGGCCGUUGUUAAUUGCUAUAGAAAAAUUUUAAUAGGAACUUUAAUAGAAGUCAAGUCAAUGCUAUACACUUCCAUCUGAGCUCACCCGGGGGCAGCAAACCAAAAUCAGAUCACGGUUAGUAUUAGAGAUUACAGAGCUGGAUCUCAACUUCACCAAAGCUGUGAAGACUUCAAAACCAGGGUUGCAAUUAGACUUCUCAAGGCUUGAUGACGCGUCCCAUGAAAUUGGCCUGAAUCCAAACUCCUCAAAGCUCAGAUCUGACAAAUAGGUCAUGGCUUAUCUGACACAGAUUCGUUAUUUAGGCUAUGCAAGUGCUUACUGAGGGACUUGGGAGUUUUGCAUUCAUUUCACUUCUGGUUUUGUUUCAUUUUAUAUUCCUCAGCGCUUCCCACAGGGAGGAAAAAUCAUAGGCACUUAGAGUGAGAUCCUUUACUGUGCCAUGAGCCAAACCAGGGGCUGUGUCCUGCCUAAAAAUGCACAGCAGAUCUAUUUUAAAGAUCCCACCUGCAUCAACAGAACAUUGACCUUCUUCUGCAAGAUGACUUCCUGACUCUGUGCUCAGAUUCCUUUGGAGAGCAAACAGCAUUCUGCAAUAUCCUUGGCCACUUGCUCAUGGUCUUAACUUAAUAUUAUUAUUCAUAAUGUUAUUACCUAUGAAAAUUACGAGCAGCUCUAUUUUUUUUCAAGCGCUCUAUCCUGGAGUUAAAGUAUGAAAGGGACUAGUCAACACAAAUAACCAACCAAAAAGUAAAAUAACUUAGAAACCUUGGCUUUUUGGGACCCCUAACUGGGCCUUACUGACAGGUCUUUAGAAACUGCAAGUGAUACAACUUGUGUUUGGUGCAAAUAGCAAGGAAAAAAAAACCUCAAAGCAAAGGCAGUUUCUGUAGGAGGAAUAACUGUAAAAAUGCAAAUUCUGACAAGGAACACUUGCGACAGCAGGAGUUGCACUCAGUGACCUCAAAACAUCUUUCAGCCUUGACCUUUUACGGUUAUAAUAGGCUUAAUUUCAAGAAAGUAUGAUGGACACAAAGGCUUGGAAAAAUGUCCUCCUCCCCUCCUGGGGUAGCUCCACUGCAGUGGUUUGGAUUCCCCAUUUCUCUUUUCAGUACUGAUCCCAGGAGCUCAAAGAUUUGGGGUGGAGGAGGGUAGAGCCCAAAGAAAGGCAGUGUGGCACAUUCUGAAAUUGAGGUUAUUCCAAGGAGAGUGAAGGUGGUGAACCCCCAGAGCCUGACCUUUUCAUCAGGGCCAGAGCAUCACCCCCUCCAUGCUCAGCACCUCCUCUGGGCUGCAGGCACCAUCCAUCCUGCUCUGUUGCAAGAUGAGGACGUACACCAUGGGUAAAGUCAUCGGCUUUUCCUGAGGUGCCAUACCCUGCAGUAUUGGCACACCAUUUCCUUUCAGCCAUGUCCACAGCAGCUAAAUUUAGGAUUCUUAUUUUGCUCUAGAGCCAGUGUGAAGCAAGAACUCCCAGGAGGCGAGUCAUGGUACCCAAAAUAGCUGCUAGAUCAGACAUCGUCAACUGCCGAGUGAGUCUUUAUUCAGUGCGGUCACCAAGUCCUCAGUCUCAACAGCUUCAUCCCAUUCAAGAUAAAUAAAAGAUCAUUUAAGCUGUGGAUUUAUAGUUUAGGGACACUUUCCACAGCUUCCCACAGAAUGCUGCCGGUGCUCCGAGGUUGCGUGAGGCUAAUGGGAGACCCAUGGCUCUCCAGCAGAAUGUAUUUGUAAGGUAAAACACAAUUACCAACUAAGUUGUUAGAUUUAUGGAUGCAAAAGAGUAAGAUUUUUCUGCUUAGGUCAUUUUCAUUCCCAUCAACACCUAUUGCUUGGACUUGUCCAGAGCUGGUGGAGAGAGAGAGAGAGCAAAAUAUUGAAAUUAGGCAUCAGUUCAAUACUUAGGUUUUGAAGCAACAUUUUCCUCAUCUAAAACUGUUUAGUAAAUAUUUGACUUUUUUUUUCAUCCCUCUAGGUUUUGAAGCAACAUUUUCCUCAUCUAAAACUGUUUAGUAAAUAUUUGACUUUUUUUUUUCAUCCCUCCAGUUUACAUAUUUUUAAUUCCUGUGUGUUUCUGCUACUUUGCAUCUUCCUCUCUUUGCUUCUAUUUUUCUGUCUCUAUUUCUGCAUAAAAAUGGAUGGGAAAAAGCAAAUAAAAUAUAAAAUAAAGGGAGGGUGAAGGAGGGAGCCAAAGAAGUGUGAAAAAUUGGGGGGAAAAAACCCUGUUUGAACAGUUAAAUGAGCUCUACAGAAGCUCUGACUCCAAGGAUGCGAGUUAAUAUU
Calidris pugnax (ruff) is the source of this 6145-nucleotide messenger RNA. It is a transcript of the gene TNFSF8, whose product is annotated as tumor necrosis factor superfamily member 8. Gene Ontology annotation, cellular component: membrane. Gene Ontology annotation, biological process: immune response; CD8-positive, alpha-beta T cell differentiation. The record is from RefSeq and is a predicted model, not a curated record. Lineage: Eukaryota; Metazoa; Chordata; Aves; Charadriiformes; Scolopacidae. The transcript has 4 exons. The coding region runs from base 173 to 949 and encodes 258 amino acids. Gene Ontology annotation, molecular function: tumor necrosis factor receptor binding.